AUGGCACAAACUGGACUUAUGAUUUUCCUACUCAUAAGUUUACUACUGGUGGAUCAGACCAUCAGCCAGGCUUCCAAAUUCAAAGCCAGGAGGCACAGCAAACGUAGAGUGAAAGAAAAAGAUGACCUGAAGACCCAGAUUGACAAAUUGUGGCGAGAAGUAAAUGCUCUGAAAGAAAUGCAAGCACUCCAGACAGUGUGUCUCCGUGGGACAAAGGCCCAUAAGAAGUGCUACCUCAUGUCAGAAGGCACCAAGCAUUUCCAUGAAGCCAAUGAAGACUGCAUAACCAAGGGAGGGACACUGGCUAUCCCAAGGAAUAGCGAGGAAACAAACAUUCUCCGAGAUUAUGGCAAGAGAAGUACGCCCAGAGCAUCCGAGUUCUGGCUGGGGGUCACUGACAUGAUAAAUGAAGGGAAAUUUGUGGAUGUCAAUGGCAUGGUUCUGCAGUACUUCAACUGGGACCGUGCCCAGCCCAAUGGGGGCAAGCGUGAAAACUGUGUGUUUCUUUCCCUUUCAUCCCAAGGCAAGUGGGUGGAUGAGGUGUGUCGUACUGCCAAAAGAUACAUUUGUGAAUUCCUGAUCCCAUAA
Chiroxiphia lanceolata (lance-tailed manakin) is the source of this 588-nucleotide messenger RNA. It is a transcript of the gene CLEC3A, whose product is annotated as C-type lectin domain family 3 member A. The coding region runs from base 1 to 588 and encodes 195 amino acids. Lineage: Eukaryota; Metazoa; Chordata; Aves; Passeriformes; Pipridae. The record is from RefSeq and is a predicted model, not a curated record. The transcript is spliced from 3 exons.